Messenger RNA from Corvus hawaiiensis (hawaiian crow), 2413 nucleotides. RefSeq names its product AT-rich interaction domain 5A (gene ARID5A). Gene Ontology annotation, cellular component: nucleus. Gene Ontology annotation, biological process: regulation of transcription by RNA polymerase II. Lineage: Eukaryota; Metazoa; Chordata; Aves; Passeriformes; Corvidae. The record is from RefSeq and is a predicted model, not a curated record. Gene Ontology annotation, molecular function: transcription cis-regulatory region binding.
AAGUCCGGCCCAGUCAUUCGGGGGAGGGGGGAGAACCCCCAAAAGCGCGUCCGUUCCGGUAAGGAAAGAGUUAAUGGCUCGGCAAGCCCCCGCUCAGCCUCGCACACGCCACUUCCCCGAGCGGGGGUGACUCAUCCCGGUCCCGCUCCCGCUCCGCGACACCCGCGCGCUGCUCCGGCCGCCCCGGAGCCCGGCCCGAGCCUCCGCCGGACCCUUCCUAAACUCAAAGCCAGCGACUCCUCCCCCAUGGAGAACAACCAAGCGCCGCAAGCAGAGCCCCAAGAACCCACCCGCACCACCAAACCCGCCGACGCGCCGGGGGCCGAGGAUGGCGCCGAGAGGGACAAGGCGGCGGGAGAAGCUGAGGACAAGGAGGACGAGAAGGAAAAGGAGGAGGAGGAAGCUUUCCUCGUCAGCCUCUACAAGUUCAUGAAGGACCGGCACACGCCCAUCGAGAGGAUCCCGCACCUCGGCUUCAAGCAGAUUAACCUCUGGAAGAUCUACAAAGCCGUGGAAAAGCUGGGAGCCUACGAGCUGGUGACGGGGCGCCGGCUCUGGAAGAACGUCUACGACGAGCGGGGCAGCCCCGGCAGCACCAGCGCGGCCACCUGCACCCGGCGCCACUACGAGAGGCUCGUCCUUCCCUACGUGCGGCACCUCAAGGGCGAGGAGGACAAGCCGCUGCCCCCCAGCAAACCCCGCAAGCAGUACAAGGUCUCCAAGGACGACCGGAGCAAGAGGGCCAGGAAGGAGAAGGGGCGCGAGCAGGUGGCUCCGGACAAGGGGAAGCCGGAGGCGGCCGCCGGCGCGGAGGACGCGCCGGAGCGGAGCCGGGCCACCGACGGCUGCUCCAGCCCGGCCAUCGCGGCCAUCCCGGCCCCCAGCCCCUCGGGGGGCUAUCCCAGCCCCUGCCGGACGCACAGCGAAACCUACAAGCGCCUUUUCUCCAGCUUCUACUCUAAAGGGAACCAUCCCAUCAUGUCCCCGCUGGCCAAGAAGAAGCUGCUGGCGCAGGUGAGCAAGGCCGAGUCCUUGCACUGCCACAAACGCCACUGCCCCGAGGGCCGGCGGGCACCGAGACACCGGCCCCCGAGCCGCCCCCGGCCGGUCACCGGCCCUCGCCUCGCUGAGCAGAGGAGCCCGGAGCCGGCGGGAGCUCCGGACAGAGCUCCGAGCGUCGGGAGCGAGGCGGGCCCGGCCCCCAGCGCUUCCCCGGGAGGCAGAGACAGCCAGGGCUGCCCGCGGGCCGAGGACGGGGCUCCGGCGCCCGCCGUCUUCACCGGCUACUUCCACGCCUACCGCAGCGAGGGGCUGCAGCCCGGCUGCCCCCCGCUCUGGGGGUACUUCUCCAACCUGAAGGAUUUUUUGGAGCCGCCUUCCGCCUUCCCGGCGCGGCCCGAGGAGCCCGAGCAGCCCCAAGAGCUGCGGAGCAAAGCGGGGCCGCCGUGGGACGGCCGGGGAGCCGCUGUCCAGGCCUGCUGGGUGCCCCCCGGGGCCGCCUUCGGCCCCGCCGCGCCCCGGGCCAGGCACGGCCGCGACGAGGAAGCCCUUCGGCCCCAUCGCCAAGUCCGCGCUGUGUCCCCCUUGGCCAAGGAGGGCAGGGACAGGGGGCCCCGCUCGCCGGGGGGCCACCAAGGGCUGGCCAAACCCAAGGCCGUGGUGGCCACUGCCGGCUUCGCCGCGCCGCUCCCGCCGGACGCUUUCAAGGGAGCCGCGCUGCACUUCCCGGGCAGCUUCGGGAACCCCUUGGAGCACCUCAAAACCCAGGGCGUGCCCGUGGCCCCGGCGCUCUCCGUUAACCCCUUCGUGAUCCCGGCUUUCCCCAGCCCUUUGGUGGUGGCCUCCACGCAGCCCUCGGAGCUGUGCCGGCCGCUGCCACGGGCGCCGGGCGCUUCGCGGCCUCCUACGGGAGUUCGCGGCUGUACCCGGCGGCUCCGUGGCACGGCCAGCGCUCGUACAGCUCCCCGCACGUCCCGGCCUUCCCGCACCACGCCAAGCCCUAGCGCUGCCACCCUCCGCGGGUCCCUGCGGAGGAGGGAGCGGCCGGCGGGACGCGGCUGGGAGGGGACAAUCCGGACUGGGUGGUUUUUACUGCUGAGCUCAGAGCUGUUCGUACCCGGCGCUGUUGUUCCGGCGGGGGCUCCGUUGCCGGAGUUCUCGGUAUUUUCUAUAUAUCCACACACACGUCGAUAAAAAAAAAAAAAAAAAGGGGAGCAAACGCAGUGCUGGAGGUUUCUGUUCGUGCCGAGGCGCAGCUGGGGGAUGGUUGUUCCCAUCCCGCCGUGGCUGGGGUUCUCAGGGACUCCCUGGGCCACCCCCCCACCCGAAUUUGGGGGUUGUGUCGCCUCCAGCUGGGGCUCCAUAGGUUUCCAGGAGCCUGGAAAGGGGAAUAAACCUGCCUGGCUGGUCCCGA